UCUUAUUAUUUUAGUAAUUCUACGUAGAAAAAAAUCUUUUUUAAUGAUGUUCAUUUUUAAAGUGCCAUCAGGAAAAAAAAGUUUGAUAGAUUUUACAAAACCAAGAAAAUGAUCUCUGUCAAAAAAGUUUCACAUUCAAUGACAAAUCGACGAAUUUUUCGAACGCUUUCUCGAGAUAAUUGCGGUGAAUCAAUGGAACCUGAAGACACUGAACAGAUAUUCUUUGGCUUUAAGCAAGAUAACCACGAUUUAAAAGAAAUGGUGGUUGCGUGCGCCAGCUUAAAGUUAGCAAGUAAAGAUUGCCUCGAUACUACCGUUGGUAAUUUUCAGCACGUUGUCACUUUUAUCUUUGUGCACCGGGAUUAUAAAAGACAAGGGAUCGGUAAGUUUUUGCUGAGUUACCUGGAGGUUGAAGCGUUUAACUUUUUACCUCGGCCUAUUAGAGUCGAGUCGGCACGCAAAGCCGUGGGUUUUUUUUCAAAAAGUGGUUACAUUCAAGUUGGUGAACCUAAAGAAACGUGUGCCGGAAGUGAUUUGUUUCGAUUUUUAUACACUAUGGAAAAAAACUGUCCUUUUUUAAUAGAAGAAGAACUCUGGGAUACUUGACUUCACUUAAUGUUUGAAUGUUAAAAAUGAAUUAGAUUAAUACAUUUUCCAAAGACAAUAAGUACCAGAAAUUGUCCCAUAUUAACUUUGUAAAUAUGAAAUUUUAUUGUAAGUUAUAAUCUUCCCUUUGUA
Molecule: messenger RNA, 738 nt
Organism: Hydra vulgaris (swiftwater hydra)
Lineage: Eukaryota; Metazoa; Cnidaria; Hydrozoa; Anthoathecata; Hydridae
Source: RefSeq, a predicted model, not a curated record